UAUAAACCCAUAUUUUUGGGUACCGUGGAUCCAAGUAGUGAUGCUGCAAAAUAUAAGAGGACUGUUAACACUCAAAAAUGCAUUCGUGCAGGUGGAAAACACAAUGAUUUAGAUGAUGUUGGAAAAGAUGUUUAUCAUCACACUUUUUUUGAAAUGUUAGGAAACUGGUCUUUUGGAGAUUUCUUUAAGAAAGAAAUAUGUCAGUGGUCAUGGGAGUUAUUAACUGAAGUAUUUAAGUUAUCUAAAGAUCGCCUCUAUGUAACAUAUUUUGGAGGAAAUGCAGCUCUGGGAUUAGACCCUGAUGAUGAAUGCAAAGAAAUCUGGAAACAAGUUGGGUAUGUGAGUAUAAUAACUGUCAAAGCUGAUGACCACUGUUUAUUAU
Parasteatoda tepidariorum (common house spider) is the source of this 382-nucleotide messenger RNA. RefSeq names its product alanine--tRNA ligase, cytoplasmic (gene AlaRS). Gene Ontology annotation, cellular component: mitochondrion; cytoplasm. Gene Ontology annotation, molecular function: aminoacyl-tRNA deacylase activity; ATP binding; alanine-tRNA ligase activity. Lineage: Eukaryota; Metazoa; Arthropoda; Arachnida; Araneae; Theridiidae. Gene Ontology annotation, biological process: alanyl-tRNA aminoacylation. The record is from RefSeq and is a predicted model, not a curated record.